Molecule: messenger RNA, 2390 nt
Organism: Magnolia sinica
Lineage: Eukaryota; Viridiplantae; Streptophyta; Magnoliopsida; Magnoliales; Magnoliaceae
Product: ATP-dependent zinc metalloprotease FTSH, chloroplastic-like
Exons: 5
Coding region: 107-2278 (723 amino acids)
Biological process (GO): proteolysis
Cellular component (GO): membrane; chloroplast thylakoid
Molecular function (GO): ATP-dependent peptidase activity; ATP hydrolysis activity; ATP binding
Source: RefSeq, a predicted model, not a curated record
UUCCCAUUCCCCAACAGACAGCAGCAAAACCCAAACCCAUCCAUUCCCCUCACUCUAUCUUCAACCCCAAGAGCCAAAGCUCACUGAAUUCGAGAGAGAGAGACAGAUGGCCUCAUCAAUAGCAAAUCCUCUCCUUUCAACCCCCUUCUAUGGCACCAAGCUCCAUCACAAGACACCCACUUCAAUUCCAUCUCUACCUUCUCUCUUUCUCUCCAUAAAGCAUUCCAAAUCCCCCAAAUCUCUCCUCCUUCCUCCUAAUAACAAAAAACCCAAUUCCCAAAACUCUUCCAAUCUCUUUAAUUUCUCAUCUCAAGCCACAUUAGCCGCUAUCCUCUUCUCCACCCUUUCUCAAAAUACCCCUCCGGCUUUUGCCUUGGACAACAAUGGCCCCACUACCCCUCCAUCCUUCGCACCUCCCAUGCAAGCAGAGGCCACAAAACCCAGCUCACCUUCUUCACCUUUCGCCCAAUCUCUACUCCUCACAGCCCCCAAGACUCAAUCUCAGUCAUCCGAUCUUCCCGAAGGGUCCCAAUGGCGAUACAGUGAAUUCCUCAAUGCCGUCAAGAGAGGAAAGGUUGAGCGAGUCCGCUUCAGCAAGGAUGGGAGUGGACUCCAGCUCACAGCCGUUGAUGGCCGCCGGGCCACUGUCACUGUCCCUAAUGACCCCGACCUUAUUGAUAUUCUUGCUAUGAACGGCGUCGACAUCUCUGUCUCCGAAGGUGACUCUGGCAACGGACUCUUCAAUUUCAUCGGAAAUCUUCUUUUCCCAUUCCUCGCCUUUGCUGGCCUCUUCUUCCUCUUCCGCCGCGCCCAGGGUGGUCCAGGAGGGCCUGGUGGCCUCGGCGGGCCAAUGGAUUUUGGACGGUCCAAGUCCAAGUUCCAGGAGGUCCCUGAAACUGGUGUGUCCUUUUCUGAUGUCGCGGGGGCUGACCAGGCCAAGCUUGAAUUGCAGGAGGUUGUCGAUUUCUUGAAGAACCCAGAUAAAUAUACAGCACUGGGUGCAAAGAUCCCGAAAGGGUGUCUUCUGGUGGGCCCACCUGGGACUGGAAAGACCCUUCUGGCCCGGGCUGUUGCCGGAGAAGCCGGUGUCCCAUUCUUCUCUUGCGCAGCAUCUGAAUUUGUUGAGCUGUUCGUGGGUGUCGGGGCAUCAAGAGUUCGUGAUUUGUUUGAGAAGGCAAAGUCAAAGGCUCCAUGUAUUGUGUUUAUUGAUGAGAUUGAUGCAGUGGGCCGGCAGCGUGGGGCUGGGCUCGGUGGUGGGAACGACGAAAGGGAGCAGACUAUUAAUCAGCUGCUGACGGAGAUGGAUGGAUUUUCCGGCAACAGUGGGGUGAUUGUGUUGGCUGCCACAAACAGGCCAGAUGUGCUUGAUGCUGCGUUGCUGAGGCCUGGAAGGUUUGAUCGGCAGGUUACAGUUGAUAGGCCUGAUGUUGCUGGUAGAGUUAAAAUCCUUCAGGUUCACUCCAGAGGCAAGGCACUUGCAAAGGAUGUAGACUUCGAUAAGAUAGCCAGAAGGACCCCCGGAUUCACAGGCGCUGAUCUGCAAAACCUAAUGAAUGAAGCAGCCAUUCUCGCAGCCAGGCGUGAUCUCAAGGAGAUAAGCAAAGAUGAGAUCGCUGACGCUCUUGAGAGGAUAAUUGCUGGGCCUGAAAAGAAAAACGCUGUGGUGUCGGAAGAGAAGAAGAAACUGGUAGCAUAUCAUGAGGCAGGGCAUGCUCUGGUGGGUGCACUCAUGCCAGAGUACGAUCCAGUUGCCAAGAUCUCCAUCAUCCCUCGCGGCCAAGCUGGCGGACUUACGUUCUUUGCCCCCAGUGAAGAGCGGCUUGAAUCAGGAUUGUACAGCAGAAGCUACCUAGAGAAUCAGAUGGCUGUUGCACUUGGCGGAAGGGUAGCUGAAGAGGUGAUAUUUGGGAAAGAGAACGUUACAACAGGAGCCUCAAAUGACUUCAUGCAGGUCUCUCGGGUGGCAAGGCAGAUGGUUGAGAGAUUUGGCUUCAGUAAAAAGAUUGGCCAGGUUGCCAUUGGCGGACCUGGCGGGAAUCCUUUCUUGGGUCAACAGAUGUCGUCCCAGAAGGAUUAUUCCAUGGCAACUGCUGAUGUGGUCGAUUCAGAAGUGAGGGAACUAGUCGAGAAGGCGUAUUCAAGGGCGAAAGAGAUCAUCACCACUCAAAUUGACAUCCUUCAUAAGCUCGCCCAGCUCCUCAUAGAAAAGGAGACAGUUGACGGGGAAGAGUUCAUGAGCCUCUUCAUUGAUGGGAAGGCUGAGCUAUUCGUCGCGUGAUGAAAAAUUGCAUCUCCCAAGUGUUUGUAUUGUAUUUGUUCAUAUACAUUGAGCCACCAUUACUAUCAAUGGAUAAACCACAUGCAUUAAUGUAAACAACAAGGGUUCUCUA